UCCGGGUCACUUUUCUCGUAGCCGUGCCAGCGACCUCGAUAAAUUUACUAGUCUCCUUACAAGCAAUCGACAGUCAGCUGUUUUGCAAAGCCAACGUCAUCGUGCUACAUUUAUCAUUCAUCGCAACGCCAGCCUGGAUGGUCUGUCUAAGUAUCGAAGUCUUCAUCGAAUCACGAAAGCCGUUACAUGGUUUCAUUAAGUCACUGCCGAAGAGGCGUAUCUACGCUCUGAUUGGCUGGGGCGUACCAAUUAUAACUGUGGCUGUAACUGUGGGUACUGAUAUGUCUUUGUACGGGUCAAGACUCGGGUGUUUGGCUGAUUUCAACUCUACACUGUUGUGGCUGUUUGUGGUGCCAGUCAUCGCCGCAACAAUGGUGAUUUCAUGUCUGCUGAUUCUUUCAACAAAUUCGCUGGUCUAUGACGAUCAAAAGGGACUGAACCUCAAAGACAAAAAUAAGUCUGAUACUGCUGUUGAUGAAGUCUGGGCCAAGACCAAGAUGAACAAGGCCCUGGCUGAGGUAAAAGCCAAGGGAGAUGCCAAGUUAGCUGCCUUUGCUGAACUAGCAGGGAUCCAGCUGCCAGCUGCUUCCAUCAAGCAAAGCGUUAACGAGCAAGCCCCACUCCCUGAGCAAGCCACCCCUAUGGAGACCCUGAAGGCAUCAAUGAAGAACGAUAAGGUGUCUUUAAGUGGAAUGGAUGACACUGAAGCUAUUCCUGUCUCCAUCUCAACUGAUGUCAUCGCUAUGAUGACUAUCAAUGAUACACUGAGCAAGACGGAGGAACUCAAGAAGCAGACUGAGGAACUAACUACUGACUCUGACUCCAUGAUGAGUGAUGACAAUGACGCAGAAAUGAUAACCAAGGAUGAAAAGGUGAAUGAAGAACUAGCACAGAUAAUGCCAGCCAGUGAACGUCCUAGCAGCUCUGCGUCUGCCUGCUCCAGACUGAUAGUUGUAGCUGAAGCUAAGACAUCCAUUGAUAACACCAUGGAUGAAACCAUACCCGCUCCAUCUACCUCCACCUCUCCCAAGACUGAGGAGAAGCCAUUGAACCAGCUAGCGUCAUCUGCGAGCAGUCUGGAUAAAGCGACUACUAAUUUAGUAGAUGCUGUCUUUACCAGCCUGGACAACGAGGAAACUGCACAAGAAUCCAUUGUGGAUGUGCAGAAUUCUGAUGCUGUGAUCAACGAUUGUAAUACGCCAUUGAACCAGCUAGUGUCAUCUGCAAGCAGUCUGGAUAAAGCAACUACUAAUCUAGUAGAUGCUGUCUUUACCAGCCUGGACAACGAGGAAACUGCACAAGAAUCCAUUGUGGAUGUGCAGAAUUCUGAUGCUGUGAUCAACGAUUGUAACAUGCCUGCUACUAAGACAUCUACUGGAAGCAUAGACCAACAGGCUGGUUUUAUAGUAGAUUAUGUUUUUGCAAACAUUACCACGGAACAACUUGCUGUGGCCCCUGAGAAGCCAAAGAUGAAAUCAACUGGCUCUAUCGCCAUGGAUACUAAAAAUGACAAGCCUGCUACUAAGACAUCUACUGGAAGCCUAGACCAACAGGCUGGUUUUAUAGUAGAUUCUGUUUUAGCAAACAUCACCUUAGAACAACUCUCUUUGGCCGCUGAGAAGCCAAAGAUGAAAUCAACUGGCUCUAUCGCCACGGAUACUGAAGAUGACAUGUCUGUCAGCACCCGGUCUGCAGUCGACAAAGAAGAGAUUACUGUCAUAAUUGCCCAGCUGAAAAAAUCAUUGAGCAAUGGCCGACAUUCGACUUCUCAAAUGGCCACUCAAACGUGCGAGAUAUCAAUCCAGACUGAUGACGUGAGUAAUGAAACUGAAAAACCAUCAAGAAAGUAUUCAGCUCUCUCUAAGAUCAAAGCUGUAGUAGUCAAGUCAGCUUCAAAGACGAGCCGUAUGUCAUUCCUUGAUAGGAAAGAUAAAAAACCAAAUGAGAGUAUCAAAAAAGAUCUGAAAAAUAACAAGCAGGCUUUGAUGAGCCAGAGCAAGACAACAAGUGUAAGUGCUAAGAAACCAGGACCAAAGAACGCAAAGGUUGUAGAAACAAAGAAGUCUGUGAUUGCAAAGUCUGACGUAACCAAAAAGCCUACAGGUGAUCAUAAGAAAUCAUCUACUGUCACCAAUGCAAAAAAGUCUUCUAGCACUUCUACCACUAAGAGAUCUUCAAGCACUGAUCAUAAGAAAUCCUUGACUAAGCCAAGAGGCAGUGCUGCUUCCGGCAGGAUGAUCAGAGAGGCAGCUAAUGGUGCCAAAGUGAGCACAAAGAAGUCAAGCAAGAAGGUAAGCACCACAUCCUCGACAUCUUCUGCAACUACUGAUGCCAAGACCAAAGAAAACCCAGCAAAGAAAUUGAACACUUCAAAAAGUGCAUCAUUCCCUUGCAAUGGUAGUCAGCAGAAACCUACUGCCUCAUCUGCAAGUGCUGCUAAAACCAGUAACCCAAUUGAGUCCAGUCAAUCAGCAUCUGACAAGCCAACUUCAAAACGAUCUAAACAGCGUACUGCAACUCCAGUGCCACCACCAUUGUGUGACAAAUCCUCCUCUUGGAAGUCCAAAUCAUCUUCAGGGCUGAAGCAGAAUCAAUCUAGUUUCUUAGCUCCGCAGGAUGUGGCUUCAUCUCCAUCUGUUCACGCCGGAGGAAAGAUCUCUUCCGUGGAGAGCAAAGAUUCUAACAUUGCUCUCAUACCUGCCAACAGUCAAGACUCUUUCAAACCUAACACCAAACUGCAAAAACGUUCUGGGAGGAAUGGGAGCAAGAGUACUGUAUCCAUCACAAGUGACAACACUCUUCGGAGAAUUAGCUCAGCAUGUCCAGCUCCAGAACCCAAAAGAGCUGGUCUUGCCUCUGUCCCUGAGUUAAGGGCCAUUUCAGUAAUUGAUACUCCAACUGAUGCUGGUCCUAGAUGUCCUCUUAAUCAAGCCAUGGGUGACAACACUGAAGUUCAACUUGAAAGUCAAGCCUCAGUUGGACUAACCCAAGGUGAUGUCACUGGGAUCUGUGACACUGAAAACCAGGUAAAGCUUUGCUGUUUGGAGCAAGUACAAGAAAUGGACGACCAUUUCAUGGACCUUCAAUUACAAGAAUUGCUAUUGAGUCAGGAGAUACUUAUUUCACCAUCCCUUAUGCCAAAAGAAGAAGCAACUGUUCAAGUUACCAACCCUCUUUCUGAUAAGGAUCAGCUCUGCGAAACUCCUGAAGUGGUUUCUUCAAAGGGCAUGUUCAGUCCUAGGAGUCUGAUAAUGACUGCAGAUGAUUCUGACAAUUCUACUGACCCUGUCAAUCAAUCCUUGGAAGUUUCGAAAAGUCCUACAAGAAGACGUAGGGCAUCUGUUGAGAGUCCACCAGGAAAGGAUGCCACUAUUUUGAAUCCCAAACCACCAGAUUCAAAAAGGGUAUCAAGAGACUUCAAAAUGAACCGAGUGACGCAAUGGACCCAAGAUUCUUCGGCUCUUGGUAGGAUCUCAGUAAGUCCUCAUAUAAGGAGAUCCUUCGAUAGUCCUGGGUACGAGAGUUCUCCCAACUUAAGUCCCACACUCUUGGCUCUAAAUAAGUCACCCAAUGAUUUCCUAAAUGAGCGUCAGUUCAACUGUGCUCCGAAGAGUCCUGUAGGUUGUACUUCAAAACUUGCUCACUAUGUGAGAGCUUCAGAAAGUCCUCAAGGUAAAAUGACCAUUAACUUUAGCCCAACCCAGCCAGCUUCCAGAAAGGCGUUAUCUGAUUUCUUGAAUGGACCAGCAGGUCAAUCAAAUACCCAUGACAAUCCUUCCAAGAAGAAAACUAUUGUCGACAUUCUAACGAUGCCAAACUUAGGUCUGUCUAUGAAGGUUUCUAAGACUGGUCCUGGAGGAACAAGAAGUCCUGAAGGUAGAACCUCAGUCAGUCCUACAAAUUAUAAGAAGAUGCCAUCUAAGACACGCUUGUUUGCACAUGCUAACAACAAUAGGCCAUUAAGUGGAACCCUUGACGUCACCAAUUGCCUCUUCCAAGAACUGACAAGCCCUCAUGCUGAUAAAGAGGAACGCACCUCCUUGUCCUCACCCAUCUACCAUUCACCUGCCAGCACUGCUGAUGGGGAGACUCAUCGACAGCAGGAGUCGGCCAAGUUGCAGCUUGGCUGCAUUCGACUCCAACAUUAG
Messenger RNA from Asterias rubens (European starfish), 4148 nucleotides. RefSeq names its product serine-rich adhesin for platelets-like. Gene Ontology annotation, molecular function: G protein-coupled receptor activity. Gene Ontology annotation, cellular component: membrane. NCBI's taxonomy places the organism in Eukaryota, Metazoa, Echinodermata, Asteroidea, Forcipulatida, Asteriidae. The coding region runs from base 138 to 4148 and encodes 1336 amino acids. Gene Ontology annotation, biological process: G protein-coupled receptor signaling pathway. The record is from RefSeq and is a predicted model, not a curated record. The transcript is spliced from 16 exons.